AUGGGCACUCUCUUGGGACACCUGGUUCCAGGGCUGGCCAUCUUUUUUGUUGGGCUCUACUAUGCAGUGACGGUGUCCCAGGCCCUUUUGCGAGGCCAGAAGCUCCUCUUCCUCCCACUGCCCCCAAGGAACAAGCAAGGCCAGAGGUGGUGGCCGCGAGUGCGUGUGGAGGGAAUAGUGAAGAUGGCAGCUGGAGUGACACUGAUCUUGGGAGAAUUCUUUCCACCUGGAACCAACCGUUUCGCCCUGAUGGACUGGGAGGACCCCCGGCGGCCUUUCCAGAAUCACAGCUCGUGGCAGCAUGCCACCAUCUUUGGGUUCUUCCUGUUUAGUGCCCUCAUAGACCUCAUGAGCCAGGUGUGGCUGGCCCAGCAGAGCAUGAAGCUGGAGCGCGCGGCCACAGCCUUGGCCCUGCUUGUGACGCUGCUGGAAAUGAUCGCCCACAUCGAGCACAAGAAUGCCCUGGAGAUCCGAGUGCACGCCCUGCUGCUGUUGCCCAUCUUCCUGCUGGCCCUGGUGUUCAUCAUCGAGGUCUGGGUCCCCGGGCAGCCCCCACUCUGGGUGCUCAAGGCCUGGCUGACGCUGGUGUCUGGCUCCUGGAUGCUGCAGAUGACCUCCAUCCUGUACGCCCCACUCUCCGGGCAGCCCUGGAGGGCAGACAGCCCCAGCGACCUUGCCUUUGUCACCACCUUCUUCUGCUGGCAUCUGGGCUUAGGGGCUGUUGUGUUGGCUGCCAUCUAUGGCCUCUGCAGCUUCUGUCACCAUCGCCGCUCCUCCUGGGUGGGAUUCCCAGCAGCCAAGUACCAGCCGUGCCCCAUAGGAGACCGAAGCGGAGAACUGGAGGAGCUCAGGGCAGAGGUCGUGCUACAGGAUGGAGACAUCUAA
Molecule: messenger RNA, 885 nt
Organism: Phacochoerus africanus (Common warthog)
Lineage: Eukaryota; Metazoa; Chordata; Mammalia; Artiodactyla; Suidae
Product: transmembrane epididymal protein 1A-like
Exons: 1
Coding region: 1-885 (294 amino acids)
Source: RefSeq, a predicted model, not a curated record